Nilaparvata lugens (brown planthopper) is the source of this 2028-nucleotide messenger RNA. Its product is annotated as mitochondrial fission 1 protein. The record is from RefSeq and is a predicted model, not a curated record. The coding region runs from base 331 to 819 and encodes 162 amino acids. Gene Ontology annotation, biological process: autophagy of mitochondrion; mitochondrial fragmentation involved in apoptotic process; mitochondrial fission. Gene Ontology annotation, cellular component: peroxisomal membrane; mitochondrial outer membrane. Gene Ontology annotation, molecular function: protein binding. NCBI's taxonomy places the organism in Eukaryota, Metazoa, Arthropoda, Insecta, Hemiptera, Delphacidae. The transcript has 4 exons.
CCAAGUGUCAAGGGCAGGAAACACAAACAAGCAGAAGCAUUGCAAUAAUUGCAAGUGUUUACUUUUUACAAAACUGUGCCUGAUCUGUUAUUUGAAUAGAAUUUCAUUUAUUGCGUGAUGUGGUGCCAAUGUAGAUUGUACAAUUUUUAAUAUAUUUUUCAAAUUUGAAGAUCAUUAAUCUAAUACAGGCCUAUGUUUAAUGCCUUAUUGAGAAUAAAAAUUGUCAAGAAAGACUAAUUUUAACAAGAUCAGUUCUACAAAUUUCCUUCUUCAGAAAAGCUGAUCAAUAAACUUACUUGGUUAAAACUAGAUUGGAAAUUAUUUUAAAAAAUGGACAUAGAAGAAAUUUUAAAUGAUGUUGUACCAUCGGAUCAGUUGAAGAAAGCUGAAGAAUCAUAUUAUAAAGCAUCGGAGACAGGACAAAUGACAAAGGAAAUUGAAUUCUAUUAUGCAAAUUGUUUAGUAAGAAGUAAAUAUCCAGCUGAUGUACGCAAAGGCCUCUCGAUUUUUGAAGCAAUGUGCAAGAAAUACAGAGAAGAGGAAAAGAGGGACUACAUUUACUUCUUAGCUCUUGGAAAUGCAAGGAUCAAGGAAUAUUCAAAGGCCUUACAUUUUGCUGAAGCUUUUCUCACAGUAGAACCAAAUAAUAAACAAGUUAUGGCAUUGGAAGAGGUUGUCAAGAAAAAGCUUAGACGUGAGGGCUUAGAAGGCGCAGCUGUGGCAGGAGCGGCUGGACUAGCAAUUGGUGGCAUUAUAGGAUUGGGUUAUGCUCUCCUUUCAAAGAAAAAAUCAUCAAAUGAUGACGAAUGCAAAAAGUGAAACUGAAAAAUGAUCCAGUUAUGUUUGCAAGUGUUUAUAUAAUAAUAAAUAAUAGUUUUAUAUAAUAAUAGUUUUUAUAUAAAGUUAGUUUUUAUAAUGCAGUGGUCUCAUACAUCUUACAAACCGUUGUAAGAGGUUUUAGUUAGUUUAAUGCAUAAUAAUUAUAUUCAUAUUCAAUGAACUUGAGAAUAACGUCUGUUAUCCACCACCGAUUCUAAUGCGCAGUAAGUUAUAUAUUAAGUUAUUUAUAGUAAUCUAGAACUAAUUUAUACAGAAAGUGGAGUCACUUGAAAAGUUUUGAAUUACCCUUUCUUAAUUUCUCACUAAAAAAGAUUAGCUUGAUAAACCACUGUUAUCGAUUUAUGGGUAUUUUAUUUUUAGCAAAAAUAUCGUCUUUUUAGAGACCCAUAAUCGAUUCUAGGAGUUGAGAACUAAAUCUAUACAAGAAUCUCAUUUAUUAGCUGUGAUCUGUUUUAUUUAGUACAUCAUUCUAAGAUUGCAUUGUAUUGUCUUCCAUUUCAAAUCAAUGGUUGCAGAUGCUUUGAGAUUUGAAUCGUCAUUAAUCAUAGCAGGUUAUUUAUAAUCUGUUCCUAUUGAUGAGACGUAUAGUUUUCAUUUUUAAUUUUGCUGUUAGUACUUACUGUGUACACGUAUAGCCCGUUACGCAAACCUAACGUUAAAAAAAUUACAAUAUCAAUACCAGUAAUGUACUACGUAUACACUAAAUCUAUUAACAUUUCCGAUUAUUCAUGCAAUCUUUCAUUCCAAUUUAAUAAUCUUCCAACUCCACAAGACUGAAUUAAAAAAAAUGUCAUCCUUUCUAACUAGUCAGGAUAAGUUAUUGUUAAUAAUUCAUAAAUGUAUCAUUGUUGAACUUUAUUAUUAACAUUCUGUAAUAACGGUCUCACAAGAUCACUGCAAGGUUAUGUCUGUUAAAAUAUGUUGAGGCUGAUCAGUAAUCAAUUCUAGCCUGUACACAUCAGUUUAUUUUGUACCUGAUGAUUAGAUUGAUGUUUAUUCUGGAUAACGCUAUAAUUCUUUAUAAUAGACAGUGCAUUAGCUAUUAGGUCAUGAAAUGUUAAAGAGAGUAUUUUUAAUAUUAUAUAAUACGUGUACUUUGUUUAAAUUAACUUUUUAAAUUCCUCAUUAUGUGUGCUGUGACCAACCUGUGGGUAAACCCAAAGAAAACAAAUAAAGAUUGAAUAAGUA